Molecule: messenger RNA, 574 nt
Organism: Leptinotarsa decemlineata (Colorado potato beetle)
Lineage: Eukaryota; Metazoa; Arthropoda; Insecta; Coleoptera; Chrysomelidae
Product: mitochondrial enolase superfamily member 1
Biological process (GO): carbohydrate catabolic process; amino acid catabolic process
Molecular function (GO): magnesium ion binding; L-fuconate dehydratase activity
Source: RefSeq, a predicted model, not a curated record
CGAAAUGUUGUUUUUUUUUUUUUUUAGUGAAAGUAUGUCCCCACGCUGGAGGUGUUGGACUUUGCGAAAUGGUACAGCAUUUGCAGAUGUGGGAUUAUGUCGCCCUUUCUGGAACAUCUGAGGGAAAAUGGGUGGAAUAUGUUGAUCAACAACAUGAACAUUUCGUCUACCCAACCAUCAUCGAAAAUGCACACUACAUGGCGCCUAGGGCUCCUGGAUAUAAUACUGAGAUGAAGAAGGAAGCAUUGGAAGAUUAUGUCUAUCCCCAUGGAAAAGCAUGGGAAGCCAUGUUCGCAAAAGGAAUGUUCAGUGACCCAAGAAAAAAUAAAAAAUGAAGGGAGAAAUUUUUAGCUAAAUGAAGUGACUUCUGUUUUUAGAAGCCAAUAUGUAAUGGCAUUUUACUUCUUCUUAAUAUUAUUGUUAAUAUAGCUCUGAACCUCGUAUGUGAAUUUUAAUGAAUAUUUGUAGAUUUCUCAUGAGCUAAACGAGUAGCAAAUAGCGGUCCUAAAAUUUUGAGACAAUAGAGGAAAAAAUGGUAUAAAAAUAUUGUUCACAAAUAAAGAAUUAUCAAUAA